CCAAGUGAGAGUGAAAAAUGACUUCUUUUGCCACCUAAUACCUUAUAUCAAUUUCUUUCCUUCGCUUCCCUUCACAUAUCAAUUAUCCUACGAAGCUCACUACCUAAUCGUUUUUCAACAAUUCAUCAUUUCAGUUUCAAAACAAGGCUCUCAUGAGUGCGUCCUCCAAAUUUGUACCCCAGGUUGAACAGGUUGCGCAAAACAAAAAUGAAAAGCCAGAGUGGCUUGAAGCUUUUCUGCAAAGAACUUUCUUUGAUUCUUGUUCAGUUCAUCCAAUUCGGAGGAAUGAGAAGAACAGGUAUUGUAUCAACUGCGACACAUCUGCCUGCCAAUAUUGCAUGACUUGCACCACUCAUCGCCAUCACAAGAUUCUGAAAAUCUACAGACAUGUCUACAAGGAUGUUGUAUCGCUUGCAGCCAUGGAGAAGUACAUCGACUGUGCUGAAAUUCAGCCAUAUAAGUGCAACAAACGACUGGUUAUAGCUUUGAAUCCUCUUCCCCAUUGCGGUCCAACAUCAAAAAACGAGACAUCAUGUGACAUCUGCAACAGAAGGUUAGCUGAACCAGAUAUGCAUCGCUACUGCUCUAUUUCUUGCAAGGUCAUAGCAUUUGAGAGGAAGUCAAGUGAUUCAGCUCCUCCCUUUCUUUCCAUCCAGUCCCCAAACAAGGAGAAACGAAAGGAACUACUGUUGAAAACUGAGCAACCAAAGCACAAAAGAAAGGGAAUCCCUCAAAGGGCUCCCUUCUUUUAA
Messenger RNA from Theobroma cacao (cacao), 752 nucleotides. Its product is annotated as protein RGF1 INDUCIBLE TRANSCRIPTION FACTOR 1-like. NCBI's taxonomy places the organism in Eukaryota, Viridiplantae, Streptophyta, Magnoliopsida, Malvales, Malvaceae. The record is from RefSeq and is a predicted model, not a curated record. Gene Ontology annotation, molecular function: zinc ion binding.